Messenger RNA from Paralichthys olivaceus (Japanese flounder), 2537 nucleotides. RefSeq names its product tubulin polyglutamylase complex subunit 2 (gene tpgs2). Lineage: Eukaryota; Metazoa; Chordata; Actinopteri; Pleuronectiformes; Paralichthyidae. The record is from RefSeq and is a predicted model, not a curated record. Gene Ontology annotation, biological process: protein polyglutamylation.
GGGCGGGUCUUCUCCUGCUUGGGGAAGGGGACCGUGAAGCGUUGUCAGCUGAUGGAGCCGCAGCGAGGUGACAGACACAGAGCGGAUAGAAGAAUAUCAAUGAUAAUAUUGUGAGGAGAAGCUCACCCUGUUCUCCCAAUGGAAGAAUCUAAAGGAAACCUGGCGUUCAAAGGUGUCGCUGAGAGACUGACGCUCGGCAUCACAAGAAUACUCGAAAACAUGCCUGGUGUCGUCGACGUGCGGUUCGCAGAGAGGGAGCCUGCAGAGAAGAGGAGCCUGUUGUCAUGGGAACAGAAAAACACGUGUAUUUUGCCAGAAGACCUGCGAGAUUUCUAUCUGACAACCGAUGGAUUCACUCUGACCUGGAGUGUAAAACUAGACAAUGAGUGUGUUCCCUUAGGAUGCAUGAUGGUCAACAGCGUGGCCAGGCUGUGCCCACUCCUCCAACCCGUGUCCCUAUUCUCUCUUCCCAACGCCCCCUCCCUGGCAGACCUGGACUGGGAGGAAAACGACACUAAACCUGGGUCGGAGCGAGCGCCUGCUGUGCCCCAUUUUGAUUCCCGGAGCCGCAUCUUUGAGCUGGAUUCCUGUGGUGGGAAUGGCAAAGUGUGCUUGGUCUACAAAAACUGCACAGCAGGUGUAGUAGCCCAGCAGAGUGAAAUCUGGUUCCUCGAUUGCUCACUGUGUUGGCAUUUUCUGACAGCAACUUUCACCUCUUACUACCGACUGAUGAUAACCCACCUGGGCCUGCCUGAGUGGCAGUAUACCUUCACUCCAUAUGGCCCCAGCCCCCAGGCCAAGAUGACCAGGCAAGUGACACCCUAUCUAUGUGCUGUUCCCUAUGCAGCAGUGGGCAUCACUGUACCAGCCGCUGACCUUCAGCAUUGAGCACAGCGUGGCUGAUGCUGCAGGAGAUUCUCAUCUUAACAAACUGGAUCCAACCAAGGCCUUCAAAGGGAAAGCAAAGGCGCCCGCACCCAAGAAAAAACCACCAUCACAGUGCAGCUUAGGCAACGCUGCCAAGAGCCAAGGGAGCACAGGGAGACAAAGUGGGGCAAAGCGGUGAGAUGGUUCCCUAUCAAGGAAAAUGUUGUAAUCAUGUGGGCAUCAUCACCAUGCCUUAAAAAAAUUAAUCUUGGACUGCAGAACGUCGGGACAGACAACCAGGGUUUUCCUGCCUCUACACAUGGCUGAAGUGGUAACAGCUGUUGGAGGCAGUGCAGCAUGUAAACAGUUAUUCUAACCUUAUCUAUGUGUAGGUGGUUUUUACAUUUAAAUCACAAUAAUUCCAUUUUUUUUCUUUUUACCUUUCACUGAUAUUAUGAUAGAGAUGGAGAAAUUAUGCUUUAUGAUACAACCAAAGUGCUUCAGCAACAGAUUCAUUAUCUGCACCCUCAUUUAACUCAGUGCUCACUGGGGACACCUGCUGGUAAAAACAACUCAAAUCAGCCAAGUCAAGAGGUAUGAUCAUGUGCUGCUGGCAUAGUAAUACUGACACGUAGCAACAUUAUGUACCAUUACUAUAACUACAAAAGGACUCAUUAAUACUCAAUAAGGGCACUACAUUACUUUAUAACGGUCAGCAUUAUCCCUAGAUUUGGUUUGCUGUUGUAAAUAUUUCAAUUUGAAUGUAAUAUACAGCAAUAACACAUAUAUAUAUAAUAUAUAAAUUUAUGAAAGAAGUUUGAAAAGAAUUGUUCAAUAAAAUAUCUGUGACUGUGAAAUUGAAAGAGCAAGACUGAAAAUAAUACUGUUCAGUUGGUCAUGCGAAUCACUGCAAUUAAUACAACCCACAAUUCAGAGCGUCUGGUGACUAAAACGUUUCACAAUAAGUGUGUGUAUGCAAAGACUGGUAACAAACCAUUGAACAAAACAUCAGGCAUCUUGGAUCCACUGUAUUUCUGCAGUGCUUCACUCAUACUGUGUUAUAAUCAUGUAAACUUAAAAUUUUAAAACAUGUUUGAGUCAAGGCCUGUCGAUAUUAACAUGAAUUAAUGACAUCUGCUCUAGUAAAAAAUGUUAUUUCAUUUAUUAGAGCAGAUCAAGUUUGGGGGUUAGAUGAAACCCACUAACUCAAUUAUACACACAUUUUGCCUUGAGGCUGCUGAGUGCUGGAUUGUUGCACAGAAAAACUUAUGUUAUGUUUGAAGCUACCAUUCCUAUUUUAUUUUCAGAAAAAUACAUGUUUAUUUUAUGUGCAAUGUAUUGGGGCUGUGUGUUUUUCUUCACAUACACUGUAAUUUCCAAGCUCAUGCAAGUGGUCUCCUGCUGAUUGCUGUAAUGGAUGAUACCAAGGUUACAUAUGCUGCUAUAGCCUCAAUAAUAUACACGUUUUCAACCUAUUUUUGAUUAGGCACCAUAAAUAGCAUGGUUAGGAACAAACCAUAGUUGAUGUCAGUGUCAUGGUUCACAUUGUCAUAUAGUGUGUUCUAUGUACCACUGUAGAUGGUUAUGGUAAAUGUAAUCUCAUAAAACACACUAAUUUUAAAAUUGUUUGAUAGAUUCAAAAUAAAUUUGUGCCAUCUUUUGUCGAAGUA